ACUGAGUAUUCGGUUCACUUCAGUCCAUGCGACUCCUGCGAAUGGCUUAUGGAUGUGACUAAUUAUUUCAGCCAGAAACCGUGUUAAGUUCUUUGUAUCUGUCCGCUGGUUCUCGGCCGCAGUGCGUUGCUGCCCGCUGGCUCUCCACAACCUCCCAGCUGGACAGAGAUGAGUAGUCCCGAUGCGGGUUACGCCAGCGACGAUCAGACCCAGGCAAGGUGUACGAUGUCAGUCAUGAUGCCUGGAAUGGGACACUGCCAGUGGGCCGACCCCCUCAGUCCUCUCGGGGACGCCAAAGUGAAGAACGAGCCGUGCGCCUCCGGCUCCGGCAGCCAGAAUCGGGGCAAGACCGAGCCGCGAAUCCGCCGACCCAUGAACGCGUUCAUGGUCUGGGCGAAGGAUGAGCGCAAGAGACUGGCGCAGCAAAACCCGGACCUGCACAACGCGGAGCUCAGCAAAAUGUUGGGGAAAUCGUGGAAAGCCCUUCCUGUCACAGAAAAGCAGCCCUUUGUGGAGGAGGCCGAGCGCCUGCGGGUUCAGCACAUGCAGGAUCACCCCAACUACAAGUACCGGCCCCGGCGGCGGAAGCAGGUGAAGAGGAUUAAGAGGCUGGACUCUGGCUUUCUGGUCCACGGCGUGUCCGAUCACCAGGGCCCGUCCAUGCCCGGGGAUGGCAGAGUGUGCGUGGAGAGUCUGGGCCUGGGCUACCACGAGCACGGCUUCCAGGUUCCCCCGCAGCCGCUCAGCCACUACAGAGACGCUCAGGCUCUCGGGGGCCCCUCUUAUGAAGCGUACAGCCUCCCUACGCCUGACACCUCACCUCUGGACGCUGUAGAGUCAGACCUCAUGUUCUUCCCCUCACAUUCACAAGAGGACUGCCACAUGAUGCCUGCAUACGCUUACCACUCCCAGGCGGCGGAGUACCAGCACCAGGACCACCACGGCAACCCCAUCAUGCACCGGCACCCUGCCUCAGCUCCGGAGCAGCCCCAUCAGCCUGCCAAUCUUCCCCCUUCCUACAUGGGAUGCCCCAACCCUCUGGCCAUGUAUUACACUCAGCACUGCAGUCCCAGCCACCCCAAACGGCAUCCCGGUGGGGCAGGACAGCUCUCCCCACCACCGGACUCCCACCCUCACUCGGCAGACAGCGUGGAGCAGAUGCACCACUCUGAGCUGCUGGCCGAGUUGGACCGCAGCGAGUUCGAGCAGUAUUUGAGCUCCUCUUCGGCGCGUGCGGACAUGACAGGCCUGCCGUACGGGCCGCACGAGGCUGGCAUGCAAGGACCCGAAAGCCUGAUAUCAUCGGUGCUGUCAGACGCCAGCACAGCUGUGUAUUACUGUAGCUACAACAACUCCUAACCUCCUGCCUGCCCCGUUAGCCUGCUGCACGGACACAUGAUCUGACCUCAAAUCUCUGUAGCUAAAUUUGAACAAAAAUGUUUUUUUAUUUUAUUUGUCAUCGCGAGCCUACACUACCGGGCCCGUGAUAUUUUAAAAUGCCGCUUUAGGGGAAGGCUGUUUGUACUGUAAGAAAAAAACAAUAGAAUAUUUUAAACACUGGUUUUUAACUUUUUCCUCCUCUCUCGCAGGGAUUCAUUUUGUGAUAUUAAAAUAUUGAAGGGCCACUAUUUUAACGUUUAUGUAUAUACUGAAGGUGUUUUUUUAAAAAUACUUUUUGCACUUUUGAGAAAUAAAUUUUUGC
Messenger RNA from Cyclopterus lumpus (lumpfish), 1702 nucleotides. It is a transcript of the gene sox17, whose product is annotated as SRY-box transcription factor 17. The coding region runs from base 169 to 1359 and encodes 396 amino acids. Lineage: Eukaryota; Metazoa; Chordata; Actinopteri; Perciformes; Cyclopteridae. Gene Ontology annotation, molecular function: DNA-binding transcription activator activity, RNA polymerase II-specific; RNA polymerase II cis-regulatory region sequence-specific DNA binding. Gene Ontology annotation, biological process: angiogenesis; anatomical structure morphogenesis; vasculogenesis. The transcript has 2 exons. The record is from RefSeq and is a predicted model, not a curated record.